AUUUUCCCUCUCUUAUCUCUCUCUCUCUCUCUCUCUCUCUAUCUCUAAUUAGAAGCGAAGCUUCUACUUGUUUCCCUUUUCUUCUAGAAGAUGCCGCUCUCUUUACCGUGGCCAUGGCCAUGGCCGAACCCUCGCUCCCAAUCACCCUCGCAAACCCCCACCGACCCAAGACCCUUUUUUCCCCCAAACCCCCUCACCUCCCUCCUCUCCCACAUCUCCACCGCGUCCUCCUCCCCAUCCCUCGGAGCCCAGCCCUUGUGGGCCCGGGUGGUGGCGGCGGCGGCGGCGGGGGCGGCUCCGGCUCCGGCUCCCGCUCCGGCCGUGGCGGGGCAGGCGCCGGCGAGGGUGGCGAUCGAGGAGCGGCUCGCCGGGGUCCCCGUCUAUGCGCUCAGCAACUCCGCCGAGGAGUUCGUGCUCGUCUCCGGCGCCCGCAGCGGCAAGUCGCUGGGCCUCUUCUGCUUCAGCAGGGGCGACGCCGAGGCGCUCCUGGAGCAGAUGAGGUCGAUGAACGCCGACAUGCGGGAGGGGUCCAAGGUCGUCACCGUCGCGCUGAAUAAGGUUUUCGAGCUUAAGGUCAAUGGGGUCGCCUUUAGAUUCAUCCCAGAUUCAUCUCAGGUGGCAAAAGCGAUAACGGAGAGGAAAAAGCUAGGGGAUAUUUCAGAUGGUUUUCCUGGAGUUCCAGUUUUUCAGUCAAGGAGUUUGGUCUUGAAAAGCCAAAACAAGAGAUAUCGCCCAUUUUUCUUCAGAAAGGAGGACCUAGAAGAUUCACUUUCUAGAGCUUCUCGCCAGCAGAGGCAACUAAAUCCCGCGUUAAGGCACGGUGAUAUUCAGGUUUGUGCUUUGGAGGAAAUUAUUAAUGCUAUGAAGGAUGGCUCUUCGUCGAAGUGGGAUGAUGCUGUGUUCAUCCCUCCAGGUUUUAACGUCUCUACCGAUCUCAGCACUGCAGCUGCAUAGGCCGUGCUCUAUCUUCGAGCUUUUUUUAUCUUCAAGCUUCUUUUAGGAGUUCAUUGAGGUUACGUAGCUUUUUUUUUUUUUGCCUCUUCUUAAUACUGUUAUAAUUAAUGUGAGGUUAGCUUGGUCGUCUGUAAUUUAAUGAUUGAGGUGAGUGAACUUAGGUGAACUUGUAGUUAUUUAAUGUAUAUGUAGGAUUGAUCCUAUGCUUUUCCUUCGUGUCAUUUUGGAUUGACAUAGGAUAAUGAUAAUACCUUUCCUAGUAAACCAAUAUAUUUAUUAGACAGAUAUAGUUUGUUAA
Messenger RNA from Ananas comosus (pineapple), 1252 nucleotides. RefSeq names its product protein TIC 22-like, chloroplastic. The transcript is spliced from 7 exons. Gene Ontology annotation, cellular component: chloroplast. Lineage: Eukaryota; Viridiplantae; Streptophyta; Magnoliopsida; Poales; Bromeliaceae. The record is from RefSeq and is a predicted model, not a curated record. Bases 91 to 954 code for a protein of 287 amino acids. Gene Ontology annotation, biological process: protein transport.